This is a messenger RNA of Cheilinus undulatus (humphead wrasse), 2338 nucleotides long. Its product is annotated as transmembrane protein 163-like. The coding region runs from base 343 to 1215 and encodes 290 amino acids. The record is from RefSeq and is a predicted model, not a curated record. The transcript is spliced from 8 exons. NCBI's taxonomy places the organism in Eukaryota, Metazoa, Chordata, Actinopteri, Labriformes, Labridae. Gene Ontology annotation, molecular function: zinc ion binding. Gene Ontology annotation, cellular component: synaptic vesicle membrane.
UUUAUCACAUCUCCGCAUCUAACCCUAAAGUGUCUGGAAGUGGUUCAGCCGGGCUCCGUGUUUACUCAGAGGCUGCAGAGCUGCUCCUGCACUGUGGACUUUACGCACAGGGACUUGUUUCGCUGCUGAUGCUGGGGAGAUAAAAAAACAAACCUUUAUCUCCCAUCUCCUCUUAUCGCCAUCUCCUCUUUUCUUCUUCCCCUCUUCGUAACUGAGUCGACACCGGUGGCUUAUCGGACGCGCUGGAUGGCUGCUGCACUCAGCGAACCGGCGUGAAUCUUUCUACCAUCAUCACUUUUCUCUGCCUCUGAGCCUGAAAACAAACCAGCAACUACAGCAACAAUGACAGACCCGGCGACCCAGGAGUCCUACCCCGUCCCAGACCCGACCAUCGUGGAUCCUAGCCCGGCCCCAGUGCGGAACGGCCAGUGCGCCCCGGAUGGCUUAACUAACAACCACCACCAGCAAGCCAAAACUCCCACCCAGCCCGAGGCGCUGAACACGGGCCAGGAGAUGAAAAUCACAGACAGCGUGGAGGGAGAAGCAGGUCUUCUGGAGAGCAGCAUGCGGCUGAAACCUCAUGAAGCCCAAAGCUACAGGAAGAAGGCUCUUUGGGUGUCCUGGGUCUCCAUCGUGGUCACUCUCAUACUGGCUGUGGCAGCAUUCACUGUAUCAUUCAUGAGACACAGCGCGUCAGCCUUUGGAUUUGCUUUUGAUGCCACGCUGGACGUCAUGUCAUCAUUCAUUGUCAUCUGGCGCUACAGCAAUGCAGCAGCUGUGCACUCAGCACACAGAGAGUAUAUCGCAUGUGUAGUCCUUGGGAUUGUCUUCGUUCUCUCCUCCAUGGUCAUCCUGGGAAAGGCCAUCCAUAAUUUGGCGACAGGGAUGCCGCCAGAAGUGGAUGACUUCCUGUACAGUGUGUCUAUAGUGAGCGGGUUCACGUGUUCUCUGCUGGCUGUGGCCAAGUUCUGGCUGGGGAGAGUGCUAACUAGCCGAGCGCUCAUCACUGACGGGUUUAACUCUCUGGUUGGCGCCAUCAUGGGAUUUUCCAUUCUGAUCAGUGCUGAAGUCUUCAAGCAUGAUACCGACGUCUGGUUUCUGGAUGGGAUCAUUGGAGUUCUAAUUGGACUGACCAUUUUGGCAUACGGCUUCAAACUCCUGAAAGAUAUGGUGCCCCGUGUGAGGCAGACGAGGAACUACGAACGUUUUGAAUGAGAGACUCAAAGGGGGUUUAAACACACAUCCACACACCUGGCUGCCUCCUACUAUCUGCCCUACUCUCUCUGUCUUUCAUGCACCCUUAAAUAUACAUUUCACCUACAACUGCAGUACAUACAGACACGAAAUGCUGACGUUCCUCUACAUUUACAUGUGCUGUAUAUACUGUACAUAGUACAUGCAUACACUCAGACAAAGGCAAACCGAAACACACAGAGACUCUGAGGGGAAAGAGCAUGAAUGAAGACCACUUCUCAGAAAGAGAGUAUUCUCACAUCUUGUUUAUGAACCCAACGUUUAAAAAAAUUAACCCAGAAUAAGGAAAAGAAUGAGCACUGAGAUGCUUGUCAGCCAAAAAAGCUGCUUUAAUUUCAUCCAAGACAUAGAGUAGUUGCUUUUAAGAUUACACCAUUUUAUACAGUUUUACAGAGCAAGAGAGUGCAGGAAAUUGACCUGUCCAUGCGCUUUUAUAGAGACAGGACUUAAUGGGUGACAGUAAAAAAACGAAUGUAUGGUGUAUAUUUACUGUAAAAUCUGGAAUACAAGUCACAUCAGUAUAUAAGGCACAAUGUUCCCCAGAGAGAAAAAAGUUUCAACUGGCUCCAGCAUGAAUAUUUCCCAAAUUAGUAUCAUGUGAAGAGCUGUUUAAGAAACUGAAAGAUUGGCUCUUACUACUGAGCUGAGUAAAAUAAUCUGGAUCUCUAAAAAGAACAGCAAUGUGUCCUUCCAAAUGAGCACAUGGAUAUAAAUACAGCCAGGCUUUUGUGUGAUCAUUCCUCUUGAUUACCCCUUUUUUAUCACUCAGUCAUGGUCAAUAUAAUUUGACCAAUUUGAUAUAAUACUCCCCCCAUCCAGUCAGUAUUUAGUCAGUGUCAGGUUGCACAGGUACCAGGCCUGAACAAUCCUUUUCAAGUCCAGCUACAAAUUCUCUAUUGGAUUGAGAUCUGAGCUUUGUCUCGGCCACUCCAGAACAUUCACCUUAUCGUCUUUAAACCAUUACUGUAUAGCUUUCACUGUAUGCAUCAGGUCAUGAUCUUGCUGGAAACUGAAUCUUCUCCCAAGCCGUAGUUCUCUUGCAGACUUGAUAAGAUUGCCCUCCAGAAUUUUUCUAUAUUUUGCU